This is a messenger RNA of Solea senegalensis (Senegalese sole), 906 nucleotides long. RefSeq lists its product as uncharacterized. The record is from RefSeq and is a predicted model, not a curated record. The annotation marks the transcript as partial. NCBI's taxonomy places the organism in Eukaryota, Metazoa, Chordata, Actinopteri, Pleuronectiformes, Soleidae. The transcript has 3 exons.
AGGAAGUGUAACAGAGAGAAGAGAAAAUACACAUCUAAGAGGAGACGCAAAGAUUCAGGGAGGAGCUGAGUUGUUACUGAACUAUAGAGGAGAGAGGAGCUUCCAUAAUAGAGUUCAAGAUACGAACCAUUAACAUGACCUUUAUUCAACAUGCUGUCACUGCAUCACUCUGUAUUUUCUCUGCUGCUUCUUAACACUCUAACAGGCAUCAACUGUGAAGAACUGACUCCAGUCAAGACUGAAGAGUUCACUUCAGAACACACGUCUGUCUCUCUGUCCUACAAAUAUCACACAACAAUAGCUGUUGGUGAUGAUUUCUUCUGGUAUCGACAACAUCCAGGAAAACCACCAGAGUUCCUUAUUUACAUCUCAGGCUCUAAUUUUACAAAACCAGCAGAUUCUCUAAAAAAAAAAAGAUUCUUCACUCAACUGUCUGAAGACAAACAUGGAGUCAAACUUCAGAUCAACUCAGCUGCAGUGACAGACUCUGCUGUUUACUACUGUGCUGUGAGGCCCACAGUGACAGGAAACACCACAAAUCUGUACAAAAACACUACAUCCACUAGAGGGAGUCACAUACUGUUACACCUCAGUGGUUUCUUAUGUAACAGCUGUGAAGAUGAUAUUACUGCCAACAGAGCUGCAGUGUUUUCAGCAGAAGGUCAAACUGUCUCUCUGUCCUGUAACUACUCAGUGAAAGCUGAAAAUCUCCAGUGGUAUCGACAGGAUCCUGGAUCUGCUCCUCACUAUCUUCUCAUGAUCACUGACACUAAAGAGCCUGAGGUUUUGAAAGCUGCAGCUGUGAACUCUCGACUGACUGCUGAACUGAACCAGGAGAGAAACCAAGUUUAUCUGCAGAUCAACUCAGCUGCAGUGACAGACUCUGCUGUUUACUACUGUGCUGUG